UGACACUACAGGCUUCAAGGAAUGGGGGGGUGGGGUGUGAGGAGGGUGGAGUGAUAAUUGGGAGCUUCUUAGGAAUGCUUUAUUACAUGCUAAAUGCUCCCCACAAUUCUGCAAUCAUGUAUGAAGGCUUCUUCAUUUAAAAAAGAAUAUCAUCCUCGUUAAGAGGGGAAGUGAAAUUAGCAAUUAAAAAUAAAAAUAUAAUCUAUAACAAAUGGAAAAAUGGGGAAUCUGAUGGCAAUGAAUACAAACCAACCAUUAGGAAAAUGCAGAUAGUUGAUAAGGGAAACUCAGCAUAGCAGUGAAAAAAAUCUAUGGCCAGUGUAGUUAAGGACAAAAAGAAGGAAUUCAUUAAGUAUACCAGGAACAAAUUAAAUCCUAACCAUGGUAUAAGUCUAAUACCAGGUCAGGAUGCUAAAAUAGACCAUCCUGAUCCAGGAAAGGCAGAAGUAUUGAAUCAAUAUUUCUGUUCUGUAUUUGGAAUGAAGCGUGAUGAUGUAUUCCUAUGUCAUAGUGAUAAGGAAAUACCUUCUAUUCCCACAGGAAUCCUGUAGGGUGUUAAACAGCAACUACUGAAGUUAAUUUUUUAAUUGGUGGGACCGGAUAACUUGCACCCAAGCAUAUGAAAACAAUUGGUUGAAGCGCUCUCUCAACCACUAAUGUUGAUUUUGAACAAACUGUGGAAUACCAAGGAAGUUCCGGAGGACUGGGGAAAAUGCUGUUGUUGUGCAAAUAUUUUAAACAUUUAAAUGACGCCAAACAGGAUGAGCUGAGUGACUAGACCAGUUAGCCUGACAAGAAUCCUGGGCAAAAUCGUGACAAGGCUGCUCUGGGGUGCAGUCAGCAAAGACUGACAGGGUGGCAGCCUGACUAACGGCAAUCAACGUGGUUUUAUGGAACACAGGUCUUGUCACACCCAUUUUACAUCACUUUGUGAUGAGAUUACAGGUUUGGCUGAUAAAGAUAACUGAUGACAUGAUGUAGCGAUGACCUCUGCAUGGCUUUUGUCUGAGUCCCACAUGACAUUCUGUUAAAAAAACUAGCACUAUACAAAAUCCAUGUGCCCAUAUUAAAUGGAUUAAAAACUGGCUAGCUGAGAGAUCAUGAAUGUAAUAGCAAACGAGAAUCAUCGUCCUUUGGGGGUGUUUCUCCUGGUGUCUGUUUUGUCCCAAGGCCGGGCACUUGAACUCCCUUUCUCAAGCGUCUGGAAGAAAAGAGAAAACCUUUGCUGGUAACAUUUGCAGAUGACACCACAAACAUUGGCAGAGUGGUCAGUCAUGAUGGGCACAGGUCCAGAACUGGCGGAUUCUUCAUCUUCCCCAGCACUGUGUGUCCCUGGGCGUGUCCUGAGAAACUGGGCUCCCAGCUCCAGAUGCGUGGGCCUGGCCCGGACACCCAGAGACCCCAAGCAGGGCCCCCCGCGCUGCCUCACCCAGAACAAGUGGGUAACAGCAGCUGUAGCUCCAUGGCUUCCUGUGGACGGACACCAGGAUGGGGGCAGCCAGGCGGCGAGGCUGAGGAGCCAUGGAGGUCUUAGGAAUGAACUCCUGAAUUAAGUGUUCUUUGUGAGCAGACUUGCUACCUACCUGGAAAUCAACGAGCCGCGGCAGCCGGCAGCCUCCCGCCCCUAGAAUCCUGCCUCUGGUGCCUUCUUGGUAAUCCCGAGGCUGCUCUGCCAGCCUGCCCCAGCCACAAGUGCUGCUUUGACCUCUGCGCUCACGGAGGGGACUCUGCCUCUCCCCCAGCUCGGAAGGCAUCGCCCUACCUUGGGCCUGCAGCACCUGGCUCAGCCGCUGUCAACCAGCGCGUCUCCUCCUGUUGAGGGGAAGGAGAGGGUCUGGGGCAGGGUGACACCGCUUGCUUCGCCAGCUGCCUUUGACCCGGGGUGUUUCCCUCCCCGAACCUGCUCCUUUUCGCUAGGCAUGUUGCCGGUAAAGAAAAGCAAGCUGCGGAAGCGGAGGACAGUCGGCGGCUCGGCCAUGCCGAGCCCUGGCGUCUGUGCCAUAGGAGAGCGUGCCGCGGGCGCUUUCCCCUUCGCCGUAGCUGCCGAUGCCCACCUCCGCCAUCUGCCUCCGGGCUCCGACCACGAGCACGUCCCCGAGAUCGAGAUCAAGCUGGAGUUUAGUGACGAGGAGGAGGAGGGCCAUGAGGGCGGCACGCUGGGAUUCAUGGCGGCCUGUGGGGAAGGGAGCCAUGAGAGGAGGAAGGUCGAGCUGGCCCCCCGGAGUGUGGGCAGCCAGCCUUGCGUCACGGCCAGCUGGCAACCCCCUUCCUCCGUGCUGGGUGUAGACAAGGCUCUCCUGGAGGGAUGGGCAGCGAAGCGCCCCGCACCUCCGGCCUUCAGCCUCCCUGUCCGCACCCGGCGCCGCAAGACCACCUCUGAGGUGUGGCAGUUCUUCUCCCCGGAUGCCAGCGACCCCUGCCGGGCCAUCUGCACCCUGUGCCAGGCCAGUGUCGGGCGUGGCAAGCUGAGGGGCCACUGCAACACCACCGCCCUGAAGCGCCACCUGGAGGGCAAGCACCCGCUGGAGUGGGGGCGGAGGAAGAGAGCAGGACGCAGGGCCCAGGAGGAGGAGGAGGAGGAGAAUGAGGAGGAAGAGCAGGUGGCGAAGGAGUUUCCCUUGCAGGACACUGUGUUUGGCAUCAGCCAUGCUCUGUGCUCCCCUGCCCAAGUGCCCCAGGGUGGCCCCCGCUUCCUGUACGUGAUCAGCGACUCCAGUGAGGAGGAGGAGGAGGAGGAGGGGCGGGGAAGGGCAGGUACCCCAGUCACUGAUUCCUCCCCAGAGUCCAGCGAGGAGGGAAGCAGCGAGAGUAGCAAGAUGCUCCCCCAGGGCAGGGGGAGGGGCAGGAAGGGCCGUGUAUACACAGGGCACCCCAAGCCGGACCUGGCCACACCCUACCUGGAGAUGCUAGUGGGCCAGGGGUUCCCCAAGUCCGGGCAGCUCAGCCUCCCCAACCACCCGCUGGUGCCACCGGGCACGAAGCGCCGCAAGUCCACCUCGGCCGUCUGGCAGUUCUUCUACAUCGACUGCAGCAACGUGUGCCGAGCUGUCUGCACCCUGUGCCAGGCCAGCGUCAGCCGUGGCAAACUGGGCAGCCACUUCGGCACCUCGGCCCUCAUGCGCCACCUGGAGGGCAAGCACCCGCUGGAGUGGGGGCGGGGGCGGGCUCCUGGCGCGCCUGCCACCCCUCCCAGCAGCACCCGGUCCGAGAGGCUGAGCCUGGGGCCGGCGGAGGAGGAGGAGCCCGUGGAGGACCCGUCUCUCACGUCGCCCGCCACGUUGGACCCCCUGAGAUCACCUUGCGCCAGCCCUGGUGGGGCCCCAGCUCCCGUGUGUGCCAGCUGGCAGAGUGAGGCACCUCCCGAAGGCAAGGUGCCGAAAGCCCUGCCCGCCCCAGCGGCCCCGCUGCCUCCCAGCAAGAACCAAGCCGGCCUGGCCGAGCGGGGCGGGGACGUGCCUGGCAAAUACACCCCCAACCACCCGCAGGCGCAGGCCUGGAACCGCAGCAUUGCCGAGCUGCUGUGCGGCAUGGCCCUGCCCUGCUCCUUCGUCUCGGCCAAGCCCUUCCACCGGUUCAUGGCGCAGGCUGACCCACGCUACCAUGUCCCCUCGCCGGCUUUCUUCUCCCGCAAGGCAGUGCCCCAGCUGUGCCAGGCUGUCGGCAUGGGCCUGGCCCUGGAGCUGCAGCAGGCCAGCCUCAGCCGGGUGCACCUCAGCGCCCACGUCUGGGCCCAGGGGCCGGCAGGGGAGUACCUGGCGCUGGCAGCGCACUGGCUGGCGCCCCGCUCGGACUCAGGCCAGUGGCAGCCACGCAGCCAGCGCAGGCAGGCGGUGCUGUGCGUGCAGGCGCUGCAGGAGGAGCAGGCGCUGGGUGGCGUGCAGCAGGUGUUGGCCGAGCAGCUCCAGCUGUGGCUGGCCCAGAACUCCCUGAGGCCCGGCUUCCUGGUCUCGGGCGGCAGCCCUGGCGUGGAGCGGGCCACGAAGGACGGCGGCCACACCCACAUCCCCUGCUUCGCUCACUGCCUGAGCCAGCUGGUGCUCGGCUUCCUGCGCCUCCACCGCAGCAUCGAGGGCACACUGGGGGUGGCCCGUGCCAUCUGCGCCCACUUCGCCCGCUCGCCGGAGGCCAGGAGGGGGCUGGCGGAGCUGCAGCGGCAGCACGGCUUGGCCCCGCGCCGGCUGAAGCAGGAGGCCACGGCGAGCUGGGACUCCACCUACUACAUGCUGGAGCGGCUGCUGGCGCUGCAGCCGGCUGUGCAGGAGUACGUGGGCAAGCGCUGGAUGGGCGAGGCUGGCCUGGCCCUGAGCGCCACCCAGUGGAUGCUGAUGCGCAGCCUGGUGGAGCUGCUGCAGCCCUUCGAGAUGGCUGUGCGGGAGGCGAGCGCGGCCGACGCCUCACUGAGCCAGGUGCUGCCGCAGGUGCGCUACCUGCACAUCUUCCUCCAGCAGAUCCGCCUGCGCUUCGAGAGCCAGGCCGGGGAGGGGGCUGGCUCCGCCGUACGCCUGGCCGAGAGCCUGGCCCUGCAGCUCUCCACCGAGCCCCGGCUCAGCGAGAUGUUCCACCGCCAGGAGUACGUGCUGGCCACGCUGCUCGACCCCCGCUUCAAGGGCAGGAUGGACGCCAUCCUGCCGCUGGGCUCCGACCUCGACCACUGGAAGCAGCUGCUGGUCCGGAAGGUGAAGGAGCUCCUGGCCUCCCCCACUGGCUGCCCUUCCUCCCCCUGGAAUGCCCAGCCCGGCAAGGCUUUCUGCGUGGACGCGGCCCCGCAGCCCCGGGAGGCAGAGACAGAGUCCCAUUGGGACAGGGGGCCGAGUGGGAAGAGCUCCACGGUGCCUCCACUGAUCCAGAAGGAGAAGACCCUGACCGAGCACCUGGAGAGCGUGGGGCUGCUGGCCUCUGAGGGCCGCGGGGCCUCCCUCCCCACCGAGAGCCACUCGGCCUGUGUGAUGGUGGAGAGGUAUCUGCGGGACAACCAGACCAUCGGGGCCCGGGAGGACCCGCUGGGGUACUGGGAGAAGCGGCACUGGCUCUGGCCGGCCCUGGCCAAACUGGCCAUGCUCUACCUGUCCUGCCCGCCCUCGGGGGCCUUCUCGGAGCGCAUCUUCACCGCCCCAGACAGCCCCUUCUCCGAGAGGCGCCCCCCGCAGGGGGAGAGCACAGAGCGCCUCGUCUUUCUGAGAGCCAACCUGGGGGCCUUCCCCGACUACCCCCCGCCGCCCCUCAUCUGCUCCGAGAACGACAGCGCAGGCAGCAGCAGCGGGGAGGAGGGGACCCGGCCGGCUUAGAGACUGUCUCC
This is a messenger RNA of Mauremys mutica (yellowpond turtle), 5296 nucleotides long. RefSeq names its product leucine rich repeat containing 61 (gene LRRC61). The coding region runs from base 1920 to 5285 and encodes 1121 amino acids. Gene Ontology annotation, molecular function: protein dimerization activity; DNA binding. Gene Ontology annotation, biological process: outer dynein arm assembly. The record is from RefSeq and is a predicted model, not a curated record. NCBI's taxonomy places the organism in Eukaryota, Metazoa, Chordata, Testudines, Geoemydidae. The transcript is spliced from 2 exons. Gene Ontology annotation, cellular component: cytoplasm; nucleus.